Messenger RNA from Protobothrops mucrosquamatus (brown spotted pit viper), 413 nucleotides. Its product is annotated as alpha-N-acetyl-neuraminyl-2,3-beta-galactosyl-1,3-N-acetyl-galactosaminide alpha-2,6-sialyltransferase-like. The transcript has a single exon. Gene Ontology annotation, molecular function: alpha-N-acetylgalactosaminide alpha-2,6-sialyltransferase activity. The record is from RefSeq and is a predicted model, not a curated record. Bases 51 to 413 code for a protein of 120 amino acids. NCBI's taxonomy places the organism in Eukaryota, Metazoa, Chordata, Lepidosauria, Squamata, Viperidae. Gene Ontology annotation, biological process: ganglioside biosynthetic process; oligosaccharide metabolic process.
UGGCUCAGGUGCCCUGCCGCCAGUGCGCCGUGGUGUCCAGUUCUGGACAGAUGCUGGGCUCCCGUUCGGGGAAGGAGAUUGACGCCAAGGAAUGUGUCCUGCGUAUGAACCAGGCGCCCACCCAGGGCUACGAGGAAGAUGUGGGCAGCCGUAGCACCCUCCGGGUGGUCUCCCACACCAGCAUCCCUUUGCUGCUCCGCAACCAGAGCUACUUCUUCAAGCAGUCCUGCGACACCACCUACAUCAUCUGGGGUCCUCCCAGGUUGAUGAGGCGGGAGAAGAUCGGCUUGGUCUAUCGCAUGCUGGCGAAGGUCAAGGAGAUGUAUCCGGCCUUGCGUCUCUACACGCUCACCGAGAAAAUGAUGGCCCACUGCGACGAGCUCUUCCAACUGGAGACGGGGAAAAAUAGGUGA